AUGCCCUUGUUCAAGGAACUUAAUCUCGUGCCAAAGGUCACGAACCCAUUCCCCCCGCUGCGCGAGACGCAAUGCAAUUCACCGUCACAAAGAGGUCAAUGGUGCGAUGGGUUUUCCAUCGACACGGACCCUGACGAGGAUGGACCGACUACCGGGAAUGUCUGUGAAUACUUGUUCAUCAUUACAAACACCACCAAAGAUUUCGACGGGGUGGAACGCCUUGCGCUGGCGGUCAACGGGCAAGUUCCCGGCCCAGCGAUCGAAUGCCAGUGGGGAGAUAUUCUACGGGUCAAUGUGACGAACGAGAUGCAGAACAAUCAGACAGCGAUGCAUUGGCACGGUCUCAGCCAGCGUGGAGGCACCACCAACGACCAAGAUGGAGUCCCUGGAGUGACAGAAUGUGCCAUACCGCCGAGUCACAGCCGAACAUACGAGUUCAAGCUGAAGCAGUUCGGUACAGCUUGGUGGCAUUCCCAUGCUUUGUCCCAGUUUGGUGACGGGAUCCGGGGUCCGAUCAUCAUUCAUGGACCCGCGACAGCCGACUACGACAUUGAUAUGGGCGCCAUCAUGAUAGACAACCUGUUCGACAACAGUUCCAACCCGAUCUCGACUCCGGCCUAUGCCUCUCGCGUCCUCCACGUGAAUGGAACGGGCUUUUGGAACUAUGUUCUGAACGGUGCAAACACCUCGCCCGACCUGACGAGGGGCAGACACGCCUUCUGGUCCGUGAAGCCAGGGAAGAGGUACCGUUUCCGAAUCAUCAAUUCCGCCGUCCAGUCGGCAUGGGCCGUCCACUUUGACCAUCAUAAGAUGACGGUCAUUGCGGCGGAUCUCGUCCCCAUCAAACCCUACACGACCGAGUGGCUCAAUAUCGGCAAUGGCCAGCGAUACGACGUGAUUGUUGAAAUGGACCAACCGGCAGAUGCGUACUUUCUGCGCGCCGUGGCUCAGCUGGGUUGUCCUGACGAAACACAAAACAAUGGUCUCGGCCUCGCGAAUGGGAUUUUCCUGUAUCAAGGGGCGUCCCUCGACCUUCCAUCGUCCACGGCGGGUAACAAGACGGCUGCAGACUUUCUGUAUUGCGCCGACGAGCCGCUGUCUUCGCUCACCCCGUGGAUCGAGAAGAGCGCCGGCUCCCGUGCCGCAUUUGAAGCAAAGGCCAGGACCCUCCCGAGUGGUGAUCGCUACCGUCUUACAUAUAGUGAUGACGGGACUGUGUGGCGUUGGCCUCUGAAUGGCACCAUCACUGUGAACUACACCCAACCGACCCUUGAGCUUCUUGCUCAUGGAAUCUCUCCGUAUGACAGGCCUAUUGAACAGCAAAUUGUUCUCCCUGAAAAGGACCAAUGGGUGUAUUUCAUCAUUCAGAACUUGUUUUAUGCGGCCCACCCGAUGCACCUCCACGGCCACGAUAUGGCGAUUCUAGGGCAGGGCAAAGAAGAAUGGAAUGCCAGCCUGAUCUCGACGCUCAACUUUGAGAAUCCACCGAGGAGAGACACGGCUCUUGUUGUUGGCAACAUCGAAAAAGACCCCAACGUCGGAGGCUAUUUAGUCCUGGGUUUCAAAACUGACAACCCAGGCGUUUGGUUGCUCCAUUGCCACAUCAUCUGGCACUCCGAGUCUGGGAUGGGUUUGCAAUUCAUUGAGCGUCCCGACGAAAUCCCUGCAAAGGCGUACGCGAGCAAAGAGAGCUUCGUCCAAGAGUGUGCAGCCGAGUUGGAGUACGAAGAAGAGGACCCAAGCCACAAAAAGUCCGGGAGCGUGUCGGGAGUGUAA
Molecule: messenger RNA, 1776 nt
Organism: Fonsecaea nubica
Lineage: Eukaryota; Fungi; Ascomycota; Eurotiomycetes; Chaetothyriales; Herpotrichiellaceae
Exons: 5
Coding region: 1-1776 (591 amino acids)
Molecular function (GO): copper ion binding; oxidoreductase activity
Source: RefSeq, a predicted model, not a curated record